GUCGAUGCAUCAAGCGUGGCCCACGAUGCAUAUAUGCUUGCUGAUUUGUUGGAGAAAAGAAUUGAGGAGAUUGGAAAGGAAAAGGUCGUUCAAGUUAUCACUGAUAAUGGAGCUAACUACAAGGCAGCGGGUAAGCAUCUAAUGGAGAGAAUUCCUUCACUGUUUUGGAGCCCAUGUGCUGCACAUUGUCUGGAUCUUAUGCUAGAAGAUAUAGGAGGGUUGAAGGAAUUUAAGAAGCCCAUAGCACGUGCAAGGCGUGUAACAACUUUCAUCUAUAGACAUGGGAGAAUCCUUAGUGCAAUGAGAGAAAAGACAGGUGGGUCUGAUCUUGUGAGACCUGCAGCCACAAGGUUUGCCACAGCUUUCCUCACUUUAAAAAGUUUGCACAAGCAUAGAGAUUCUUUGAAAUCUCUUUUUGUCAGUGAAGCAUGGACUGGGAAUAAAUUGGCAAAAACUAAAGCUAGUGAGGAUGUGCAUGACAUUGUGCUCUCUACUGAGUUUUGGAACAAGGUUGAGGACUGCCUUAGAGCUUCAGCCCCUCUUCUCAUUGUUCUUAGGGUGGUUGAUGGUGGUGAGAAGCCUGCCAUGCCAGAGGUUGCAGCAUUAAUGAAUCAAGCAAAAGAUAGGAUCAAGCAAAGCUUUGCUAUCCCAACUAAGAAAAUCAUAGAUAUUAUUGAGAAGCGUUGGGUGAAGCAAAUGGACCAUCCUUUGUAUGGGACUGCAUUGUAUUUGAACCCAGGAAAAUUACAUCCCCUCAUAAGAGAUGAUGAUGAUGCCACUGUUGGGCAGCUAAGAGGUUGCUUCCUUGAAGUUCUUGGAAGAAUGGUGGAAGAUAGAGAUACCCAAGACAAGAUUGAUGCUCAGUCUUUGGACUAUGAAGCCCUUAGAGGAGAAGCAUUCUCAAAUAUAAGAGCUAAGCAAAACCUUGAGAAAAUGAGUCCUCUUGAUUGGUGGGCCUCAUAUGGUGGUCGUGCUAUUGACCUUCAAAGGUUUGCUAGGCGCAUUGUUAGCCUAUGUGCUUCAUCAUCCGGCUGUGAGAGAAACUGGAGCACGUUCGAGUUUAUCCACACCAAAAAAAGAAAUAGGUUACUGCAUAAGAGGUUGAAUGAUAUUGUCUACAUUUCCUACAAUCGAAAGAUGAAGACUAGGUUUCAAAUAAGGCGGGAGAAUAAAGGGAAAAUCUUUGACCCUUUAGUCAUUGAAGAGUUCGAUUGGGAUAAUGAGUGGGCUGACUCGUCGUAUGUACACCCUCAAGGUGCACGUGGGUGUGAUGAAAAUUACCUCACAUGGGCUGCUGUUGAUGAAGCUCUUGGUGCAUCAAACUCACUUCGAGGACGCAAUCUCCCAAGGAAUGCAAGCAGUAGGUGUGCAACAAAUUCAAACCCAAGGUUGGAUGAAGAUGAAUCAGGUUUAGGCAAUGAAGAGGAAGAAGAUGAAGACCCACAUGAUGAUGCUUAUGUGACAGAUUCUGAGGAUGCUCCUCCCGAUGGUGGAGAAAGCAUGGAAGGAUUGCAAGCUGCAAAUAACCAUGAUGAGUUUGAUGAUGGAUAUUGAGUUGGGGUUGUCUUUUGAGCUGGGGUUGGCUUUUGACAGAUGUUACUUAUGCUGUAUUUUUAUGGACUGAUGUAUCUAAGUUAUGCUACUUAUGCUGCAAAUUAUCCCAUUAGUAUCUAAGUUUAUGGACUGAUGUAUUGAUGUUACUUAUGCUGUAUUUUUACCCAUUAUGCUA
Messenger RNA from Panicum virgatum (switchgrass), 1729 nucleotides. RefSeq lists its product as uncharacterized. Gene Ontology annotation, molecular function: protein dimerization activity. The transcript is spliced from 3 exons. Lineage: Eukaryota; Viridiplantae; Streptophyta; Magnoliopsida; Poales; Poaceae. The coding region runs from base 34 to 1554 and encodes 506 amino acids. The record is from RefSeq and is a predicted model, not a curated record.